Saprolegnia diclina VS20 is the source of this 924-nucleotide messenger RNA. RefSeq lists its product as hypothetical. The transcript has a single exon. The record is from RefSeq and is a predicted model, not a curated record. The coding region runs from base 1 to 924 and encodes 307 amino acids. NCBI's taxonomy places the organism in Eukaryota, Oomycota, Saprolegniomycetes, Saprolegniales, Saprolegniaceae.
AUGGUAACCAAAGUGCCCAACACCGCAUUCCUGCAUUUGCUCGACACCAAACACAUCAUGAACCCCCUCACUGCUCUGCUCACCUUGAUGACGGCCGCCGCCACCUCCGCCACGACCUACUGCGGCGACUCGGCCCUCAAGCUCACCUCGUACAACCCCGGUGCUUCUGCCAUCUUCCCCGUCUCGUCCGUGCUCGUGUCGGGUCAGAAGGACGCCAUCCUCGUCAACGCGCAGUUUGGCAAGUCCCAGGCGCAGGCCGUCGUCGACCUCGUCAAGGCCAGCGGCAAGCACCUCACCACCAUCUACGUGAGCCACGGCGACCCCGACUACUACUUUGGCCUCGACACGAUCCGCGCCGCGUUCCCGGACGCUGCCAUCGUGGCCACGGCGCCUGUCGUCGAGCACAUCAAGGAGACGGUCGACGCCAAGCUCAAGACGUGGGCCCCUGUGCUUGGUGCUGACGCGCCCGCCAAGACCAUCUUUCCGGACGUCUUGAAGACCGACAAGCUCACGCUUGAAGGCCACUCGCUCGAGAUCCGUGGUCCCGCGGCCCGCAGCUACGUGUGGAUCCAAGACCUCAAGGCCGUCGUCGGCGGUGUCUUGCUCGAGAACAACAUCCACGCGUUCAUGGCCGACACGCAGACGCCCGAGUCGCACACCGAGUGGCUCAAUGCGUUGGCGGAGAUCGAGGCGCUCAAGCCCAGCGUCAUCGUGCCGGGCCACGCGAUCGUCGGUGAUGUCGCCGACAUUGACUCGCCCGCGUUCACGGCCAAGUACAUUCGCGACUUUGACAUGGAGACGCCCAAGGCUGCCAACAGCACGGACCUUAUUGCGGCCAUGACGGCGUUGUAUCCCAAGGCUGGCAGCGUCAUCAGUCUCGAGAUCAGCGCGCAGGUCGCCAAGGGUGAGAUGCCGUGGCCGUAA